GGCAGCACAGCCAACGCUCAGCUAGUAAAAAAAAUUUAAAAAUAUAAAUAAAAGAAAAAAUUUAAACUUUCAAAAAAAUUAAUCAAAUAGUCCCAAAAUGAUUGCAGAUAAAGUUGUAUUUGGCUUUAAUCUCAUUGACACUGGAGCAGUUCUGUUUCUUCUCAUUUAUUUCGUACUUACCUUAUCAGAUCUCGAAUGUGACUACAUAAAUGCACAACAAUGCUGCUCAAAGCUCAAUAUUUGGAGUAUUCCAAAAAUUACCGCACACACACUAAUUAUGCUGUUACUGCUGUUUACCGGACAUUGGGUUCUAUUUCUAGUCAAUCUGCCAUUCGCUGGAUACUUAAUCUAUGAAUUCUUGACAAUCCCGAAAGGAAAUAUUGGACUUUUUGAUCCAGCUGAGAUUCAUAACCGAGGUCAAAUCAAGAAGCACAUGAGCUUAUGUUUGGUUUAUUUGGGAUUCUAUCUCAUUAUUUUCUUUAUAUAUCUUUACAAUUUCAUCCGUGCUCUCUUACGUGAAGAUCCAAUCAAGCGUCAGGACGAUGACGAAAUUAUAACUGAUCUCUAGUCUUUAAAGUAUCUCAUCAAUUCAUCAUAAUGCAGAAAAAGUUUUAAUUUUUGUCAAAUUAUAACAAAAAUAAUUCUUUUUAACUCUUUUUUUUAAAAAAAUUUGAACCAAAAUUAUUAAAUCCAUGCUAUAUGUGAAAAUUAUUAUUUUUAAAAACUUUUUAUUUCUUAACUGUUUAAAUUGUGAAUUGAUGAAUUAAAAUGAGGAUCUAAAAUCUAUGAA
This is a messenger RNA of Chironomus riparius, 790 nucleotides long. NCBI's taxonomy places the organism in Eukaryota, Metazoa, Arthropoda, Insecta, Diptera, Chironomidae. The record is from the annotation of a GenBank genome assembly.